UUUGCUCUACAACAGUAAAACAGCUACCAAACAAAAAACAAACAAAAUGUUCAAAUACUUUGCUCUCGUAUUCGUGGCCCUAUUCGCCUUCGCUGCCGCCGAACCUAAGCCCGCUGUCGUCGCACCAUUGGCCUACUCAGCUCCAUUGGUCGCCUCCCCCUACGCUGCCGCCUACGCUUCCCCAUAUGUUGCUGCUCCCUAUGCCGCCUAUGCUUCACCUUACGCUGCCUACUCCGCUUACCCAUACAGCGCCGCCUAUGUGCUCCGCAAGUAAAUGGAAUGUAGCAGAAGAAUUGUGAUAGUGAUUGGAAUUGAUUGAUUGGCAAUGAAAUGUUGUUGAAACAUAAUAAAAAAAAA
Molecule: messenger RNA, 357 nt
Organism: Anastrepha obliqua
Lineage: Eukaryota; Metazoa; Arthropoda; Insecta; Diptera; Tephritidae
Product: cuticle protein 16.5-like
Exons: 2
Coding region: 47-274 (75 amino acids)
Source: RefSeq, a predicted model, not a curated record